Messenger RNA from Neospora caninum, 1290 nucleotides. RefSeq lists its product as hypothetical. The transcript is spliced from 10 exons. Gene Ontology annotation, molecular function: Hsp70 protein binding. The record is from RefSeq and is a predicted model, not a curated record. NCBI's taxonomy places the organism in Eukaryota, Apicomplexa, Conoidasida, Eucoccidiorida, Sarcocystidae. Gene Ontology annotation, biological process: cellular response to misfolded protein. Bases 1 to 1290 code for a protein of 429 amino acids. Gene Ontology annotation, cellular component: endoplasmic reticulum membrane.
AUGGAAGGCAACAAGGACGAGGCGUUGCGCUGCCUCCAGCUGACCAGGCACGCCAUCGAAGCCCAGGAUUUUGCAAAGGCUCUGCGCAUGGCAAAGAGGGCGCAGCGAAUGUUUCCGACUUCGGAGGGGGCCGCGUACGUGUCCAUUUGUUCCACGAAGCUGAAGGAGACUUCCGCCUCCGACAGUCGCUUCGCGUCGGGGACUAACCAGGCGACGCGCGAGUCUGCGUGGUCUGCGGCGUCCGAGCCGCCGUCGAGCGCCGAGCGCCCCAGCACGGAAAGAGACGAGGCCGGAGACGGGCUGCGAAAUCGCCGCCGGAGAGAAGGCGGAGCUUCGCCUCCGCGACAGACCUACAGCAGCGCGUAUGCAAACAGCCACGAGGCGCGAGGAGACGCGAAUUCGCCUCGUGCGCGACCGCAUGCAGCGAGCGCGUUCGCGGCUGCUGGGAAACCGAGCACCGCUGGUCCGUCUCGCACGCAGUCCUCUUCGUUCGCGUCGUCUGGACACGCAGAGCCGUCUCUCCCCAGGAGCAGCAGCACACCAGCCGCGACCGGGAACCGCGGAAACUACACCGCCGAGCAAGUCGCCCUCUGCACGCGCGUCCUCACGACCAAGUGCUACUAUCAGACUCUCGGCGUCGAGCGAGGCGCGACGGACGAAGUGAUCAAGAAGGCCUACAAGAAGUUGGCGCUUCAGUUGCAUCCCGACAAAAAUCGGGCUCCGCAUGCAGAGGAGGCCUUCAAGAAGGUGUCGAGAGUGUCGCAGUGUCUCCUCGAUGCGGAAAAACGCAGUCGAUACGACCAGCAUGGCGAGGAAGAGGCUUCCAAUGAAGGGACGCGAGUGCGCUACCGACAGGAAGAAGGCAUCACUCCCGAGGAACUGUUCCAGGCCUUCUUCGGCUUCACGAUGGGAGAUCCGGGCCGAGGCCGAGGCCAAACGCGUUACUACUACCAGAGAAGACCCCAGCGGGGAAACGGCGAGGAACAUGGCGGCGGCCUCUAUUACCUGUUACAAAUUCUCCCCAUGGCCAUCAUGUUCCUCAUCAUGUUUGUGGGCAACUUUUUCCCGCCUUCUGGUACUCAGCCUACGGCACCGUACUCCUUCUUGCAGACCUCGGAAUACCCCGUCCACCGCCUCACGCGCUACCACAGCGUGCGCUUUUAUGUCUCGCCGUAUUUCCGGCGCGAUUAUCCAGAUGAAUCGGAGAAACUGAGAGAGCUGGAGAUGGCGAUCGAGUUGAAGUUCUACCACAACAAAUUUCGCGAGCUUGCCGUUCUUUCUUCCGUCUGA